Penicillium waksmanii is the source of this 888-nucleotide messenger RNA. RefSeq lists its product as uncharacterized. The coding region runs from base 1 to 888 and encodes 295 amino acids. NCBI's taxonomy places the organism in Eukaryota, Fungi, Ascomycota, Eurotiomycetes, Eurotiales, Aspergillaceae. The transcript is spliced from 4 exons. The record is from RefSeq and is a predicted model, not a curated record.
AUGGCAGAACUCCCUGACGAACCCGAACAGUUGCUCGCUCCUGAUGGCCCUGGACCCCUCAUCGACAUUCCGCCCCGAGUGGGAGGAUGGGCCGAAGUGAUUACAAAUUUGGAAUGGGACAAAGCCUUGAUAGGUCAGGCGCUUCAGAGCGAUUUUCUCAUUUAUAUGAGCAAAAUGCCGAUUCUUCAGGAGCCCAUGUGGCGCCGUCGAGGAAACCAGGACAACACUCCAAUUCGGGUCAUGAUUGGUUUAUCCAUAGCCAACAUCGAAGCAUGCCGGAUGCAAAUCUCGGGCCGAGUCGCCAGUCUGCCGUGCAUAAACUGCACAGAGGGUAAUGUUGCCCAGUGUUUCAUUGCUUUAAUUCGUGAGCAUUCGAGCAUCCUCACAGCGUUUUUCUCAAAGCCUAACAAUUAUGGCUCGACACCGUGGAAAAUUUCGGCUUCGUGGGCAACUCCCGCACGCGCAUUUCCCGGAUCGCCGCAGGUGCUUCUUCCUGCUGGGGAGGAUUGGCUCGUCAUAUCGCUGUCAUUACUGCCCUCAACUGGCCCAACCCCCGCGAUGAUUCAGCCAAAAUGGGGCUUCCGCCUGGACCAUAUCACCUCGUCGCUUGUCAACAUCGAGGCCGCCAGAAUGCAGAUCUCCGGAUCACUAGCGGACACACUCCCAGUGUACAAAAAGCCGUCUAGUCCUGAUAUUAUUUACGUAGAGGGAAUCCAUUAUGUUGUUGCUCAGAUCACGAGCACCGAGGGCUCGCGGAAGGCUCACGGCGUGAUUGACUCUCGUCUGUUUCACAGGGCAUCCGUGGUCGAGACAGCGUAUUACUUUUCUUUAAUUACUACUAUAGAAGGGCUGGCGAAAGAAAAGGCAAGGUCGCUCUGUUCUGCUUAG